Molecule: messenger RNA, 2915 nt
Organism: Annulohypoxylon truncatum
Lineage: Eukaryota; Fungi; Ascomycota; Sordariomycetes; Xylariales; Hypoxylaceae
Product: pre-mRNA splicing factor component-domain-containing protein
Exons: 2
Coding region: 252-2588 (778 amino acids)
Biological process (GO): mRNA splicing, via spliceosome
Cellular component (GO): Prp19 complex; spliceosomal complex
Source: RefSeq, a predicted model, not a curated record
GCGCGCAUCCUUGCAACCACCUAGUACUAAACGGUAUAGUAAAUUUCAAGAUAGUCAAUUUUGCGAUGAAGUUUGUUCUUCCGCAUCAUUCACCAUCUUAAUUUACUUGAUUUUCCAGCUCCUUUCUUUUUCUAACGACUUUUCCGCAUCGCUCACAAGUUCUUUACGACCAUAUACGACCCUGCAGCAUACUAUCUUCCAACUUUUCGGCCCAUUCCUACGAUUGCGACGCGGUCGCACACGUAGCCAAGAUGCCUGUCGUAAAGGGAGGAGUUUGGACCAACAUCGAAGAUGAAAUUCUGAAAGUGUCCGUCUCGAAGUACGGUCUAAAUCAAUGGGCGCGUGUUUCCUCGUUGUUGCCACGAAAGACCCCGAAGCAAUGCAAGGCGCGAUGGAACGAAUGGCUUGACCCAAGCAUUAAGAAGAUCGAAUGGAGCAAGGAAGAGGAUGAGAAGCUAUUGCAUCUAGCUAAGUUGAUGCCCACACAAUGGCGAACCAUCGCUCCUAUCGUCGGCCGUACCGCGAAUCAAUGCUUGGAACGCUACCAGAAACUCCUCGACGAGGCUGAGCAACGGGAGUCGUCCGGCCUGGGACUUACCGGCCCCGAAGGUGGCGAAACACAAGCACCCACAGCCGAUGAUGUACGACGACUCCGGCCCGGCGAGGUUGACCCGGAUCCGGAGAGCAAGCCUGCGAAGCCUGAUACCAUCGACCUCGAUGAGGAUGAGAAGGAAAUGCUGAGCGAGGCGCGUGCUCGCUUGGCGAAUACCCAAGGAAAGAAGGCUAAACGAAAGGCUCGAGAACGUCAACAAGAAGAGUCUCGUCGACUUGCUGCUUUGCAGAAACGGCGAGAACUGAAGACUGCUGGCAUCAACAUUAAGGUGGUCACGCGCAAGAAGGGGCAAAUGGACUACAAUGCAGACAUCCCGUUCGAGAAGGCACCCGCUCAAGGUUUCUACGAUACUACAGAGGAGAUGACUCGAAACGAAAAGCAACGAGCAGCUUUUGACCCCCGUAAACAACAACUUGCUAGUAAGAGGAAAGGGGACGAGAACGAUGAGUCCGAGCGAAAAAGACGGAAGAAUGACAAAGAGGCCCCUUCCGCCUCUAUGCAGGCCGCCUUAAAGGCUGGACAGAUGCAGAAGAUCCGCGAAGCUGAGCAGAGCAGUAAGAGACGAGCUCUCGUCCUUCCAUCCCCCCAAGUGAGCGAUGGCGAGCUUGAAGACAUCGUCAAGAUGGGCAUGAUGGGCGAGCGCGCGAAUUUGCUUGCUCAGAAUAGCGAGAAUGAUGCUACCAGAGGACUCGUCAACACGUACUCUACUCUUAACUCGCAAACUCCCAUUCGCACUCCUAUGGCACCCCCCCAGCAAGAUCGAAUUGCGAACGAAAUAAAGAAUAUUCGAGCUUUGACCGAGAACCAGUCGGUGUUAUUGGGAGGUGAGAAUGCCGAUCUUCAAGAAGGCACCGGCUCUACUGGGUUUGAAGGGGCCGCUCCUCGAAAGCAAGUCAUGUCGACCCCUAAUCCUUUAGCUACCCCUCUACGAGCUGGUAUGAACGGCGGAGGUGCUACUCCUCGGAGGCCAGGACAGACCCCUCUUCGUACUCCUCGAGACAACUUUGCUCUCAAUUCUGGAGAUGAGGAGAUGUCUAUGGUCGGAGGCACCGCCAAGGACAUGCGACUAAGGGAGUUGUCAGUGAAGCAUCAACUCAAGCAAGGCCUCGCUUCUUUGCCAAAACCAAAAGAGACGGAAUGGGAACUUGAGAUCCCCGAGGAGCAGCAGGAAGCUAUGGAUGUAGAUGAGACAGAGGAGGACGCGGAAGUACGAGACCAACGAGAGCGAGCUAUCAGAGAAGCCCAAGAGAAACUAGAGCGAAAGCGACGCACGCAAGUUAUGCAGAAAGAGCUUCCUCGACCGGAAUCUGUCAACGUGGAAGCCCUCAUUCAAAAAGCAUCUACGAUUCCUGAUCCUAUUGAAGCGCAGAUUGCUAAAGAGGCUGCCUUACUUAUUGCAAACGAUGCCGUAAAGUUCCCUAUUCCGGGCUCAAAACCUAGCGUCGGUCCCGCCCGUCUACAGCAAAUUGAUGACGUCUCACUGGAUGAAGCGCGCUUGCAGAUCCUUAUGGAAGUUAAGACCAAGCCCCAGCCGGAAGAAAUUCAAGCAUGCUGGGAGCGAGAGGGCAGCAACGCACUCCUGGGUCUGGGCUGCUAUGAAGACGACGAGGAAGAACAGGUGGCAGCUAUGAAAGCAGCCCUUGAGUCAGUACAAGAGUCCACAAUGGAGACUGCCGAAAAGUGCUCGAAGCUUGAGAAGAAACUGGCGCUCCAUCUAGGAGGUUACCAGCAGCGAGCCAAGACACUCAGAUCGAAGAUGGGCGAGGCGUAUGAGGCACUUCAGAAAGCCAACUUCGCUCUAAGCGCAUUCAAAACGCUAGCAGUAUCAGAGGAGAUCGCUGCUAAAAGCCGUCUGGAAGUUCUCAGGGAAGAGGUCGGCCAUAUCACUCGCCGAGAGCGCGAGGCGCAGGAGGCGUAUCGUCAAACUAAGGAGGAACUCGACAGCUUCACGAACGGUGUUAAUGGAUUCCAUUAGCUUCCUGAUCCUCAGGCUAAAAAAAAAAUGAUCCGAAUAGAGGCUUGUAUUUACAUUAUUUGCGCGUGCCGUUUCCACGACCGACUCCGCAGAGUAGCAUUAAAAGAAGGGGACACGCGAAUCUAUACAUUGAUUUUGCUAAGCUGUGUGGUACAGAAGGAAAAGCAUUGGGUGCAAGGUUAUUUGCAUAUGUCUUCACUAACUCCGACGAGUGUGAAGGGAGAGACGAGGGGCUGAUUAUAACAGUAUGUCCUCUCAUGGAAAGAGAAUGCCCGAAUCAUUGCAGUGUACUGUAAUCCAAAUCGUCCGAGGCACGGUAAUAAUGCA